CGGCGUCGCGCGUCGCGCGAUGUCGCGCUUUGAGGUUAGGUAUCGAUCAGUGCGCUGGCGCCGUCUCGGCAGCGACGGGGACGCGAGAGCGGUGCUCGUCAUGUUCCCAUCCCGGCGGAUCCCGCCGACCCGCGCGAGUUAGGAAGUCCGGUGCCUCCGCUACGAUGACGACGUGCUGAUCGCGAAACAUGGCGCAGUCUAUCCUCGAUGCUCUGACAGAUGUCUCGCUGGACGGUUCCUCUGUGCAAUCCUUGCUGGAGUCGCAAACCUUGAUAGCUGAAGUCGAACAGUCAGCGAUUGAUCAAGAUGAGGAAGACAUAUUCCAAUGUGGCAAGUGCAAGAGCCAGUUUACAUCGCUUCAGAUGUUCGUACUCCAUAAGAGGACGCACCAGAAGACGCAACAGCAAGUGGAUUUGACUCAGUUCUUAACAAACGACGAGAGUCAGGUGAUGCACGUGGAAGAUGCCGCUCAAGAUGAGUCGCAGUACAAUUCGCAGGAAACCUUUCAGCUUGGAGAACCUAUUAUUCUCGAAGAAGCAGACAUGUUAUUUAGCGUGGACCAGGAUGCUGCUAAUUAUUUCAUGACAGACUCCACGUUCAGCGUACCGAUUAUCUUGAGUACAGAGAGCCUGGACACUUUCGGUAACGCUGCUAUCGAGGCGACGGAAGACUCGAGCGAGGUGCCGACGAUACAUCUACAAAACGACAUUAGCUCACAGGAGGACGCCUCCAGCCAGUCUGAACAACCUUGCGCCUCGUUGACGGACAACGAGCCAUCCCUGGCGGAAAACGAGCCGCCUUUAGAGGACAACGAAUCCUCUCUUGAGAACAACGAGACAUCCCUCCAAGAUCCACUCGGUGAAUCAGAAAAUGGCAUUAGUCGAACGCAGAACUUAAAGUAUAAGUGUGGUUAUUGCAACAAGCAGUUUGCAAAAAAAUUCUACUGGCAGCAACACGAACGUUCUCACACUGGAGAAAAGCCUUAUCAAUGCGUGGUGUGUGGUCGUGCAUUCGCGCAGAAGUCGAAUGUGAAGAAGCACAUGUCCUCGCACAAAGUAUGGCCCGGCACCGCCAUUCAUUCGUUACCACCAGAGGCACCUCCGGAUGGAAGUAUCGACCGCACAUACCAUUGCCAAUUCUGUAAGGAGACGUUUGACUCGUAUAAAGCUCUGAAAGGCCACCUAAUCGUCUCGCAUUUGGCGCUGAAAGUGUACAAAUGCGUGCAGAGCAGCUGCAGCAUGAUGUUUUCGGAUCUGGAAGAGUUUCUGGAGCACACGCGCAGCCACAAGUGCUCGGAAUACCGGUGCCACGUGUGCGGCGAAGUAUUCAGCACCCUAUCGGAUCUUGGUCACCAUCAGUACGUCCACUCCGUCCAGAAGCAGAAGACCACGGAGAAGUAUUACUGCUGCUCGACUUGCAAAUCAUCGUUCUCGAAUCUGGAGGCAUUGCAGCACCAUAAAGAAACCACCACACACAAUUACGCGUGCCUGCACUGCGGCAAGAGCUUUCUCAUUGAGAGAUUUCUGCGCCGCCAUCUCAAGACUCAUUCGGCAUCAGCAAGAUUCGCCUGCGAGGAUUGUGGCAAAGCUUUUAAAACCGAGCAGUACCUGGCCAAUCAUAAGCUGAUACACAGCGAGGAGACGCCUUUUACAUGUCCACAUUGCCCAGCCAGAUUCAAGCGGAAAGAUCGACUGGGCCGGCACAUGCUGAUUCACGAUCUGACAAAAAGGCUCAAGUGCCCAUUUCGCAACUAUCUGGGCUGCAUGAGUGAGUUUUCACGGCCAGACAAACUCAAACGACACUUGCUGACGCACAGCAACGUCAAGCGGUUCAGUUGCAGCCACUGCAAUCGCAACUUCCACCGGGCGCAAGCGCUCAAGCAUCACGAGAUGAACAAGCACAGUCUUAAGUGCGAUAUCUGUUCUCAUGCUUUUAAGACUAAGGAGCAGCUGGUUACUCACAAUUGCGAACAAUCGAACGAGACCAAGAAGCAUACGAGCUCGCAGCUACCGAAAAAAGCAUCCGGAUCAUUUAAGCCGAGGAAGCCCACCCCAAAGAGACAAACGUUAUCAAAGACUGCAAUCCCGCUCGCCGACAAAGAGAAAUUAGAAAAGCUUAAGACUGAUGAGAUAGAGAAAAAAAUCGCCUCCGAAACAUUUAAAUCUGGCGAUUUCAACGAAGAAUCCAGCAAAAAAAUAGGGAACGUUCCUCCCAUCUCGAAAGCAGUCGAAUCGGCCAGCGGUGAAUUAAACGAGCGCUCCGACUCGCCAGUUAUGGACUUCGAGAACGAUUUAAAACGCAACAUGGAGUUCUAUUCGCCCGACGCGAGCGAGUAGAGUUUUACAAUAUAUAUACCUAUAUACAUAUACGCGUAUAUAUAUAUUUUUGAUUCGUAUUUAAAUUGUACAUCAAUUAGGACGUAGACGAAUCGUCGUAGCACGUGCAAUGGGAUCAUCGGCGAAGGCGCAAGUUGCAUUUUAUAUUUGCGUACGGUAUUUUGUAGUUUACAUAUCUGUGAUAAUUGUAUUAUAAAUGCUCUAUCGACGUAAGUAACUUAUAUAUACAUUUGCGCGCACAUCGAAGAUGUUCGAUGUCGCUAAUUUCGAUUCUUCUAUGAGAAAACUCGUUGUAUAGGCACUGCUGUAGUUAUACUCCGAGUACCCUUUCGAACACUUUCGUUCGUUACAUUUUUUAACAAUUACAAAGCAUACGCACGAUAUCAGAGCUGUAACGAAACAUUUUGACAGCGCGACGUCUUUUUAAUUUAUUUGUUAUAAAAUAAUAAAUCUAGAUCAGAAGUCGCAAAUGCGAAAGGUGUAAAAUAACUUAAGAAAGAAUAUCAAUUUUAUGAAAUAGC
Messenger RNA from Temnothorax curvispinosus, 2857 nucleotides. Its product is annotated as zinc finger protein 341-like. The coding region runs from base 189 to 2336 and encodes 715 amino acids. The transcript has 9 exons. The record is from RefSeq and is a predicted model, not a curated record. NCBI's taxonomy places the organism in Eukaryota, Metazoa, Arthropoda, Insecta, Hymenoptera, Formicidae.